CAAUAAUGCUCUAUUAAUCUCAUUGUAUGCUUCUUCCACGCAAUUGCCCGUGACACCUCCGCGGCCAACCGCGCUCACAUAGAACCCGACGCAUCAAGCCGGCCGCUGUUCAAUCCAAUCACUAGCCACCAUGACGACCUCAGAUAAGAGUCGCAAACACUCUGCGACUCCCUCGCCCGCCGAACAAGCACCUGACCUCAGCAUAACCGCGGACGAUCGAGUAUACCUACACACUGCCGGCUAUGAGGAGUCUCCCGAGCGCGGGCUCAUCCAGAGCAUGGCACGCUUCCGCUCGUCGCCGCUCGACUUCAUACGCGAAGUGUCGAUGCACUUCUCAGGCACCGGGUGGCGCUCAUUCGACAAUCACAUUGGCCAGCCAGAGUUCUACUCGGGCUUCAGCGAAGACAUGAAGGCCCGAGUGCUGAGCAGUCCCAUGCUCGUCGCCAAAGUCCGAGAGCUCGCGGCGAAGCGGGUUGAGGUAGAGGCAAAAGAGGGCCUCCUGGGCGAGGAUGUUCAGAAGGGCAGUGGUGUGGCGGGGGAAGACCAAAAGAGGAAGCGGAGAGAGGAGAUUGAAGAGCAGCUGAUGGAAGUCAGCGACAGCUGGACGGACAACAUGAUCUGCAAGAUGGAGAGCAAGCGCUUCAUUCGCGGCGCAUAUUGGUUCGCUUCGCAGCUGUUGACUCGGGCGUAUCACCAGGGCGUGCACGUCUCUAGCGAGGAGGUGCUUCGUCUGCGCGCGGUUGCGGAGAAAGCGGCCAAGGAUAAACAGUCUAUCAUCUUCCUGCCGUGCCAUCGGUCGCAUGUCGAUUACGUUUCGCUUCAGAUUAUAUGCUACCGAAUUGGACUUGCGCUUCCGACGGUCGUUGCGGGCGACAACUUGAACUUCCCGGCCGUCGGGUCUUUCUUGCAACAUGCGGGCGCCAUGUGGAUACGGAGGAGCUUUGGAGACGAUCAACUUUACAUCACGCUGGUACAGGCAUACAUCGAUACCCUGCUACAGACCGGCUACAAUAUGGAAUGCUUUGUGGAGGGGGGCAGGAGCCGGACGGGAAAGCUUCUGCCACCAAAAUUCGGCAUCUUGAGCUAUAUGCUCGAUAGUGUUGCAAGUGGACGGGUCAAGGAUGCCAUCAUAUGCCCGGUAUCGACGCAGUACGACAAGGUCAUUGAAGUCGACUCCUAUAUCAGCGAGCUACUCGGCCAGCCAAAACCCAAGGAGAACCUAAUGGACUUCCUUUCGGCAUCAUCUGUGCUGUCGCUGAAGCUUGGCCGGGUUGAUGUCCGAUUUCAUGAACCGUGGUCUUUACGCACCUUCAUUGACGAACAACGCGAGCGCUUCAGCAAGCUGCCACAACAACUCGAUACAAAAGAGAAUCGCUUACGACUCCUGCGAACACUGGGCUACAAGGUACUGUCCGAUAUCAACGAUGUCUCAGUAGUCAUGCCAACGGCGCUCGUUGGCACAGUACUACUAACACUCCGUGGGCGCGGCGUCGGCAAGUCUGAACUCAUAAGACGCGUGGAAUGGCUCAGCGAGAGAGUAAGGGCACAAGGCGGUAGAGUCGCCCACUUCGGCAACCUCGCUACCAGCGUCGUUGUCGACCGCGCACUCGACGUGCUCGGCCCAGGACUAGUCGGCCUGGUCCCCGGCUUACCAGAAGACACAUUCUACGCCGUCGACCGCUUCCAGCUUUCCUUCUACCGCAAUAUGACCAUACAUCUCUUCAUCCUGCAAUCCCUCGUCAGCGCCGCGCUUUACACCAAAGUCAAACAAGGCGGCGGCCCGGAAUACCAACGCAUCUCCUACGUCGACAUGCACUCACAAGUAUACUUCCUCUCGCAGCUGUUCCGCGGCGAAUUCAUCUUCCCCACCGAAGGCCUCGAUUACAACCUGCGCCGCACCCUCGCAGGCCUCGAAUCAGACAACGUCAUCAAGAUCACACAGGAUGGCAAAGGCCGCAUCGAAUGGAUCGAACUCACCCCAGCGGAGCGCGAAUCCGGCCGCGAAAACUUCGACUUCUACCUCUUCCUCAUCUUCCCCUUCAUCGAAGCCGCCUGGCUCGGCUGCAUCAGCCUAAUGAUGCUCACACCGCCCUUAUCCCACCCCCCUUCCUCCUCCACCUACCUCGACAUGAAAGCCGUGCAAAACCGCGCACAGCUCUUCGGCAAGACAUUGUACCACCAAGGCGACCUGUCCUACUUCGAAGCCGUGAACAAAGAAACCCUGAAAAACGCGUACACGCGCUUCGAAGACGAGGGCAUGAUUGUGGUUACUAAGCCCAAGGACAAGAGCCCGAGUAUGAUUCGCUUGAACGAGGAGUGGGUACCAGUGCGCGGCGAGAAGGGGAUCAUCGCCGACGGCCCGCUUUGGAGGUUUGCGGAGAGGAUUAGCAGUAGUCGAAGAGAAGGGAAGAAUCGGAGGGAUGGCGCAACGGUGCAGCAUCGCGUGUUGCACCUGGCGGAUCUUGUAGGGGAGGGGUUGUGGGAAGGGGGUGGAAGUAAUGUUGGUGUUGAAGUGGACAAGGGAAAGAAGAACAGGAAGAAGAGAGGUGAUGCGUAUGCGCGUGUCCCAGCCGCCAGUGGCGAGGAUGCGGCCGUCGGAGCGCACGCGCAGGGAUUGCUGGCCUGA
Messenger RNA from Parastagonospora nodorum SN15, 2626 nucleotides. RefSeq lists its product as hypothetical. Gene Ontology annotation, cellular component: mitochondrial membrane. The record is from RefSeq and is a predicted model, not a curated record. Lineage: Eukaryota; Fungi; Ascomycota; Dothideomycetes; Pleosporales; Phaeosphaeriaceae. Bases 131 to 2626 code for a protein of 831 amino acids. The transcript has 3 exons.